AGUUGUGCGCGGUGUGGACUUGUGUGUGCUGAGCUCUUGCGGGGCAGAGUGUGUGAGGGAGAGAGAGAGUGGUAGAGUUCAGUUUAGUCUCAGUGCGCUUUCAGCAGGGCUGCUACUUUAGACAGUUGCAGAAAAGAGAAGGGAAAGAACAGAAGGGGGGCUGAGUAGAUAAACAGCCUCAAGGCUCGGAAAGAACACACAUAUACACACACAGACACAAACACAUUCAUAGAAGAGAAAGCAAGUGUGCUGAGGCACUGGCGUUCGUUGAUGGUCAGUUUCGGUGCCUGAGUGUUCUGAGCACUCCACCAAGAGGGAUGUGAUCACCAUGUGCUUUAUACACUGACUGACCGCACAUCCACACAUUCACACCUGCUCCACCCUCAGGUGCUGCCGUUCUGAUCUGGACUGCUGAUAUUAGCUGUGUUCUCUGAAGCCCUGGGGACUGGACUGCACAGUGCCAGCGGGUCAUCAUGGACUACUUGUGGGGGUUCAUGGUGCUGCUGUUUGGGAUCAGUGCGCCCAUGAGAGGAGUGGACGCACAGCAGGCCAAAAACAACGUACCUAGGCUCAAGCUUUCCUAUAAAGAAAUGCUGGAAUCAAACAACUUGCUUACUUUCAACGGACUGGCCAACAGCUCUGCCUAUCACACUUUUCUGCUUGAUGAGGAGAAGGGCCGGCUCUUUGUAGGAGCGAAGGACCAUGUCCUGGCCUUCAACCUUAUCGACAUCAACAUGGACCAACAGCUGAUAUCUUGGCCUCCCUCUUCAUCGCGUCGAGAUGAGUGCAAGUGGGCUGGUAAAGAUGUUCAGAAAGAGUGCUCUAACUUUAUUAAGGUGCUGCAGCCAUUUAAUCACACUCACCUGUAUGCGUGUGGGACAGGAGCCUUCCACCCCGUCUGUGCCUAUGUGGAGGUGGGCAAACGACCAGAGGACAACAUCUUCAAGCUGGAGUCAUUUGAGAACGGCCGUGGAAAGAGUCCCUAUGACCCAAAACUACAGACCGCUUCCCUACUUAUUGAUGGUGAGUUGUAUGCUGGGACGUCAGCCGACUUCAUGGGGCGGGACUUUGCCAUUUUCCGUACAUUAGGAGAGCAUCAUCCAAUCAGAACGGAGCAGCAUGAUUCAAGGUGGCUCAAUGACCCCAGGUUCGUAAGUGUCCACCUCAUUCCUGAGAGCGAUAACCCUGAAGAUGAUAAGAUCUACCUGUUCUUUAGAGAGAACGCCAUUGACGGAGAACAAACUGGCAAAGCCACACAUGCCAGAAUUGGACAGCUGUGUAAAAAUGACUUUGGAGGUCACAGGAGUUUGGUGAAUAAGUGGACCACCUUCCUGAAAGCUCGGCUCAUCUGCUCCGUCCCCGGGCUCAACGGCAUCGACACACACUUUGAUGAGCUGCAGGAUGUCUUCCUUAUGAGCUCAAAGGACCCCAAGAAUCCUGUCAUCUAUGCAGUGUUCACAACAUCUAGUAACAUCUUCAAAGGCUCAGCAGUAUGUAUGUACAGCAUGGCUGACAUUAGAAGGGUGUUUCUGGGUCCCUAUGCUCACCGAGAUGGGCCAAACUACCAGUGGGUCCCCUUCCUAGGCAGAGUGCCAUACCCACGGCCUGGCACGUGUCCAAGCAAAACCUUUGGUGGAUUUGAAUCUACAAAAGACCUGCCUGAUGAUGUCAUUACCUUUGCACGAAGUCACCCUGCUAUGUACAACCCAGUGCUUCCCAUCAACAACCGUCCAAUCAUUAUUAAGACUGACGUGGAUUACCAGUUCACUCAGAUAGUGGUGGACAGAGUGGAGGCGGAGGAUGGCCAGUAUGAUGUCAUGUUCAUUGGCACAGAUGCUGGCACGGUUCUUAAGGUGGUAUCAAUUCCCAGAGGCACUUGGCAUGACUUGGAGGAAGUCUUACUGGAGGAGAUGACUGUGUUCAGGGAGCCAACUGCUAUAACCGCUAUGGAGCUGUCCACAAAACAGCAACAGCUAUACCUGGGCUCCUCCAUUGGGAUUUCCCAGAUGCCCUUGCAUCGCUGUGACGUUUAUGGCAAGGCCUGUGCCGAGUGCUGUUUGGCGCGAGAUCCUUAUUGUGCCUGGGACGGCUCCCAAUGUUCCCGAUACUUCCCCACUGCCAAGAGGAGGACUCGGCGCCAGGACAUCAGGAAUGGAGACCCUCUAACCCAGUGCUCCGAUCUGCAGCACCAUGAUGAAGAGAAUGGGGAGAACACGCUGAUGGAUAAGACGGUGUAUGGGGUGGAGAACAGCAGCUCUUUCCUGGAGUGCAGUCCUAAGUCACAGCGUGCUCUCAUUUACUGGCAGUUCCAGAGACACGGAGAGGACAGCAAGCAGGAGAUAAAGGCGGAUGAGCGAGUUAUGGGCACCGAGCAGGGUUUGCUGAUUCGGACGCUGCUGCAGAAGGACUCAGGUGUAUACUACUGUCAUGCAGUAGAGCACGGCUUCAUCCAGACAAUCCUGCGUCUCACCCUUCACGUCAUCCCCACCGAGCAGCUGGACGAGCUGCUACACCGUGAGCCACCAGACAGUGGCCGGACACCCCAUGCCAAGCUGUGGUACCAGGACUUCUUAUCUCUCAUCGACCCCCCCAGCCCUAACAGUGUGGACCAGCUGUGCGAGCAGGUGUGGAAGAGGGAGAGGAAGCAGCGGCGGCAGAAGGCCCACCUGCUGCAGGCCAGCCAAUCUCACACCGCCCAUCUACUGCACACCGGCCAGUCACACGCCAGCAAGUGGAAGCUCAUGCAAGAGAGCAAGAAGGGGCGCAACCGCAGGACGCACGAGACGCAGCGGGCGCCCCGUAGUGUGUGAGCCUGCUGACAGAACUGCAAAUACAAAUAGACAGAAAUAUGACACAAAAAGAGAAAAGACUUUGCAGACUGUGUUGCUGAAACAGAGAAAGAGACAGGAAAUGUGAAUGCAAUAUUCCACCCCUCCUGCAGUAUGUGAGGAGGAAUGUUUACCUUUUUCGGCAGUAGAACACACUCACACUGGGCCAGACUCUGGGAGCAGCCAGUGGAAAACUUUCCCUCAUACGCAGACUGGACAGUGACGUCCAGUAACAAUAUUCUGUAAAUAUUACACAGAAUAAAAGGAACUUCUUUGAGACAGACUUCUGUCUCUCAGCAAAGACUGUUUCGUUUUGGUGAGGAACACAGAACUGUAAAAGCAGGAGAGCAAAAGACCACUGUUUAACCUUCCUUCAGAUUAAGCACAAUCCCUGUGCACAUAUACUGCAUACAAAACCUCUUCAGUUAACUGUAUAGGGUGUGAUAUAUAUGUAUGUAUGUAUCUGUUUAUCAAAACUGAAAGCCAUUCGCUGAAGAUUCAACACGUUUCUGCGCUCCUCUUUCUCCAAACCAGUUUUUGCCUCUUUUUUGUUUUAUUUUCAACUGUCCUAAAAGCAAAAUCUGUCCCGACCAUUAAUGGGUAAUGUGUGUUCCUCCUCUGAAUAAGCUCUUUCAGCACAAAUACAUGUCUUAGAUAUAUUUUAGAUUAAUAUUUAAUUUUGUCAUUUUUUGUCAGAGUUAUGUCAAAGUACUGCAUAAUACAGAGUUAUUUUAUUAAUGGGGUUUCUUCUCUCACUCAAACUGCUGCAUUUUUUGGGGGGGGGGGGGUCAACAUUUUGUAUGUAUUCCUUUAGAGCUUCCAAAUGCAAUCUGCUCAUUAGCAUUGCUUAAAGGGCCCAUAUCAUGAAAACCUGAUUUUUCUUUGCUUUUUUAAAAUAAGAGUUUGAUGUAUGUGAAACAUUGAAUCUUAAAGUUUCCAAACGUGCCGUUUAAUGCUCAAUCCAUAAAUAGAAACUAAGCAGCAGUGACUGUUUUUGUAAUGGCACUUAAACCAACACAUUAACAUAUAUCUGCCUAUUCAGCCUAUAGCAAUAAAGCCUUACAUACCCUUUCAUGCUGAAGCUGUAAAGAGUGUUUCAGCCCAAAAUAAGGCACAAUACAAUACCAAAACUAAUCAGAACUCAUUUACAUAUAUCCUAAAGGCACAAUAACAAAACUUGCCUGUUUAGUUUUAAAGAAUAAAGAGAAAUGGUCAGUAAAAAUGGAUUAAGGCUAAAAAAAAAAGGCCCUCGGGAGAAAAUAAAAUGCAAGAGAAAGUAGGAUAUGGGCCCUUUAAUCUCUUUAUGUUGAGCAUAAUGUUAUAAACAGUGGCCACCGUACCUCCUCCAUGGAGAGCAACUUUCCUGCAGAGUUUAGUUCCAGCCUGAAUCUAUUAUGUUACCUAACAGUAAUGUAUCUGAUUGGUCAAUCAAGGACUUCUGAAGGAGUCAGCUAUCUGGAGCUGCCAUACCGACUCUGGUUGGAAGGUAGAUCCAGAAAGUUGGUGACCACUGGUAUAAAAACUGCACAUCAUCAGUGUGAUUUAGUCUAUUUAAGUAUGGGAUGUAUCAUGAGUCUCUGUCAUGAGUCACAUAUUUUGAUGGGUUGUUUGUUUUCUCAACAGAGUGGAGUCGAGCGUUAACCUGUUGAAGCUUGACUCCUUUACGGAACAUAAUAACAGACCUCAUUAGUUCUCCAUUUAUGUAUUUUCUGUUUCUCAAGCUGUAAAAUCCAUCUCACAUUCAUCUGUAUUCGGCCUUCCAUGUAUUACCGUUAAGAAGUGCACAUGGCCUGAAGUGUAAUGGAGACUUUAAUUCUGUAAGCAGCAACAGCUCUUCUAGCUUCACGGCUACACUUUUCCCAGGCAGUCCUCAAUAUGGGUCAGAGAGACAGUAAGAAAAUCUUGCAAUUGUUCCGGCAGUGUACCGAGAGCUGAAAACAGGACAGCGUAAGGCCUCUUUUAGGAAAAGAAAUAGACGAGUAGGGACAGACAGGGCUACAGUCCCACUUUAAAGUGUCCAUUGCUUGUAGUUUAAUAAUGAUUUCUUUUUUUUCUUUACCUGCCACACAAUCACACAAGCACACCAGAAUGUAGCUGUGAACUUACUGUAAAAUAUUUGGGAAGAAAUGUACGUUGAUGUGUAGAAACUGCAUGUGAAUGCUCUUUUAUCACACCACUUGUUUCUCUAGCAUUUGCAGUAGCUAGCUAGUAAUGUAAGUGCCACGUCUGGCUGUAGGCUCCAGACAGUCCACAGUUACUCCGAGGUGUACAUACUCCUGCUCUUAGAUAUGUGACAAAUACAGUGUUCGCUAAGGGCUGUACUGCUGCCUAUGGUACUCUCUCCCACUAUAGCUCAGUCUAAUAACAAAUAGACUACAGUAACCUGGAGUUUCACCAGUGGGACUUUGUAUUGUUCAUCCUAUUACAGUACAAAAUUACAAAUGCAACUCUAAACAGUAUAUGGUAACAGCCACCUGACCUUCAGACAGAAAAGGACAUGUCCACAAUGCCUGAGUCAAACUGGAUCGAAAAAAGAGGGAGAAAGUACAGAACGGUGAAAAAAAUGCUGCUGUAAAUUAUUUGUUUUGGCAUGUAUUCUGCUGAUCUAAUAAAUGUCUCUUGUAAGAAGCUGCUCUGCA
Messenger RNA from Pygocentrus nattereri (red-bellied piranha), 5467 nucleotides. RefSeq names its product sema domain, immunoglobulin domain (Ig), short basic domain, secreted, (semaphorin) 3Ab (gene sema3ab). The coding region runs from base 474 to 2810 and encodes 778 amino acids. Gene Ontology annotation, molecular function: neuropilin binding; semaphorin receptor binding; chemorepellent activity. The transcript has 17 exons. Gene Ontology annotation, biological process: neural crest cell migration; negative chemotaxis; motor neuron axon guidance. NCBI's taxonomy places the organism in Eukaryota, Metazoa, Chordata, Actinopteri, Characiformes, Serrasalmidae. The record is from RefSeq and is a predicted model, not a curated record.